Pelobates cultripes (western spadefoot toad) is the source of this 14179-nucleotide messenger RNA. NCBI's taxonomy places the organism in Eukaryota, Metazoa, Chordata, Amphibia, Anura, Pelobatidae. The record is from the annotation of a GenBank genome assembly.
CCUGCUCAGGUCCCCCUGUGACCACUGAGUGAUCAGCCACGAAGGAUUAUCUGUGGAAGCAAAAGUAAUUACUCAGAAAAGACAAUCUCAGAAAUAUCGUCAUAAAUGGCUAAUAUCUUUACUGAGCUGGUGAGUUCCCCUACAAAAAGCUCAUUGUUAUUUUACCUAAUAUUAACCACUUUCAUGUACAUGUGCUUUAUUACAGAGCUCUUUAAAGUGUCUCUCCAUUGUCCAUUGCACUGCUCGAAUAUAAAACUGAAAUAUUCAUAAACAAAAGAGUAAAUGUUGUGCAGUAUUCAUCCUAUUUAACGCUGCAUUGCUGUUGCCUGUUGUUUUAAGAGACUUAUUUAUUACUAUCACUAUUAUUAUUAUUAUUAUUGUAGAGUAGUAGAGCUUGCGGUAAAUUCAUUUUUUAUCAAAUGAAAGGCACACAGGAAAUACAAAUCAAAGCACUAUUUAAGGAUUUUACACACAGAAAUAUGAAAUCCUGUCAACAGGUAAUAUCAUAUGGAAUGUGAUCCAUAAAUAUGCCUCGUCAAAAUACAAAUAAACAAAAAAAUAAAUAUCCUCAGCACACAGCAAUAAAAUAUAGUGGUUUACUCAGUCAUCAAAAUGAAAUGACAACGUUUAGACUGGUAUAUGUGUCUUUCUCAAACAUUGAAUGAGUUGAAAUGUUGCCCUUUCCCGUUGAUGGCUGAAUAGACCACCUGAAUUUAUUGCUGUAUGCUAAGGACAUUUAUUUUUUGUUUGCUUAUUACUGUGGACCUAGGUAAUCAGGAACCCCUUCAUUUCGCACCAGUACAAAAAUUUGGAAUUUGUUCUGGAGUACCUGCCACACAUUAUGUACUUAUUAAAAUACAAAUAUUCAUUUUUCACAAUUGCAAGAUUGUCUAGCUUUGUUGAUUUAGGUUUAUGCAUGUUAUUAUACAAUAUUAUAUUUUGUUGCUAGGCUAACUACAGGGGCCUCUUCCUAAUGGUUAUUGUGCUCGGCCUAGGAGGUACAUUUCAGUUUGGGUACCACAUCUCGGUUUUGAAUUCUCCAUCCCCGGUGAGUAAAGUCCACAGAUUGCAUUUAUUGUCUACCUCAUAUAUUUUGAAGGAACAUAUAGAACCCAAUGCAACAAACAUCAAGGUUGAGACCACAGAUAGAAAGCUAUAUAUAUUUAUUCCUAGGUAAUAAUAGAUAGUAGCCAUUCUUUGUUGAAUUUGAAUAUUGAAUUAAUAUAUUUCCCUUUUUAUAAGGCUUAAUUUAUAGUAAAUAAUAUGUAAUAUACCAAAAGGCAUGUCGAAAUGCCCCCAUAAUGCGAAAUUUGCAUUUUUGGGAUAUAUUUAAAGGUAAAUAUAUAGGUAAAUGUACAAGACAGUACAUGCUUAUUGAAAUGUGUCUGAUUUUAUGUACUAUUAUAUACUAUUUCCAUUAAAAAAUGCUUUGUUAACUUAUCCAACCUCAGUGUUUCCCAUUUAAUGCUUGGAUGAAGGUAUUGUUGCAUUGAUUGUAAUGUGAGAUAACAUAAAAUCUCUCUUGGUCUCAUUUUACAGUAUAUCAAAGCCUUUAUCAAUGAAACGUGGAUGAUGAGAUAUGGAACACCAAUCCCUCAUGAAACGCUGACACUGAGAUGGUCCUUGCUGGUGUCUGUGUAUAGUAUUGGAGGACUGGUGGGAUCCACUUGCUCUGGAUACCUUAUAGGGAGAUUUGGGAAGUAAGUUUAAUGACCUACCUCAGUCUAAGAUCUGUUUACGUCUAUUAAGAUUGGGCUGCAUCCUCUUACAUUACCAUUUCAGUAUAUACUUUAAUUUAAUGGACUUUACCAUUACCAGAAACUGCAUCAUAGAGCAAUAAUGAGUAGAUAUUGACGGCAAAUUUAGGCCUUACUUAGUACACAUAACCCCCACUGUCUGUACCUAAAUCUCUAUCUCUAAAAUGUCCUGCUUUGACAAGGGCACAUCGGUUUUAGCAGCUAAUGAUUUCUGUUCUCAUUAACCGUCUGCCAUAUACUCUACCUGCUAUCCUUUGUGUUACAGGAAAAGAUGUCAGCUCUGUAACUGCCUCCUGCCAAUAGCCAGUGCUCUGCUUAUGGGUCUGAGUCGUAUUGUUGGCAACUUUGAAAUGAUUCUGGUCGGACGCUGCCUGGCUGGGUUUUAUGCCGGUGAGUUCAGGUUAAACAUUUCAUAUAAUGAGGGAGAUACUCUAUAUUGAUCAUUGAUUGCCAAUAAGUAGAUGGUCACCUGUUGCUUUUUACCUAUUACAAUCAACAUACAGAGUGCAUCCUUACAAUAUGUAAAGCACAAAGGCAUCGAUUAUAUGAUAAUUUUUCAGAUUUUCAGAUUUCAAAGUGAAUUAAAAUAUUACGUGGAAUAGUAAAAGUUAGCUUUGUUUCAUUUUUACAAUUAUGUACCUAAAAUGUAAUUUUUAAUGUUAAAUUCACAUUGAAUUCUCAAGAGCACACAAUUUAGUGGAUAAUCAGGUCUGUGAUUAAUCAAAUGUUUUCCCAACAACAACAAAUUAAUUCUACAUACUUCGGAACCUAUCAUGUAGAUGAGAACAGGCCUCAGCCCUGAUUUAGACGGGACAUAGGAUCUUGCUCAUGCUGGUAUUUACAUUCCCCAACAAAUUGAUCUGUAUCUCUAUCUGUGAUUGUUCAAGGUCUGGGAAUUAACAUCCACGCUCAGUUUGCAGGAGAGAUUGCACCCAGAAAACUGCGAGGACUUAUUAAUACCUCAGGCCCUUUGUUUGUUACCUUGGGAAAACUCUGUGGGCAGAUAAUUGGACUGAGGUAUGUGACUCUUAAAUUACUUGCUUUUAUUACUAUUAUUAUUAUUGCCAUUUAUAUAGCGCCAACAGAUUCCGUAGCACUUUACAAUAUUAUGAGAGGGGGGAUUUUACUAUAAAUAGGACACUUACAAGAAAACUUACAGGAACGAUAGGUUGAAGAGGACCCUGCUCAAACAAGCUUACAAUCUAAGACUUUGUUCUUCUUAAAAAGUUAAUGUAGAAUUUUUUCUUAAAAUAAAUAAUGUACUGAGAACUUUAAAAGGACCACUAUAGUGCCAGGAAAACAAACUAGUUUUCCUGGCACUAUAGGGUCUUUAGGUUCCCCCCACCCUCAGAGUCCCACUCCCACUGGGCUCAAGGGGGCUGAAGGGGUUAAACACUUACCUUUUUCCAGCGCCGGGCUCUCUCGGGGCUGGGGAAUUCUCCUCCUCCUCCCGACAUCAGCACUGAAUGCGCAUUAAGACAGUCCAUAGGAAAGCAUUUCUCAAUACUUUCAUAUGGACGUCCAGCGUCUUCUCACUGUGAUUUUCACAGUGAGAAGUGCGGUAGCGCCUCUAGCGGCUGUCAGUGAGAGGCUGGAUUAACCCUAGUGUAAACAUAGCAGUUUAUCUGAAACUGCUAUGUUUACAGCUGCAGGGUUAAAACCUGGGGGACCUGGCACCCAGAUCACUUCAUUGAGCUGAAGUGGUCUGGGUGCCUAUAGUGGUCCUUCAAGCAUUUCAAAAGGGCACUACUCUACUGCCACCAGAUAUUUUGUGUGCAUUUCAUGUAAAUUGUUUAUAUAAUUACAAGAUCUGCACUUAUUUAACCAGAUUUAGAACCUCAUACGGCAUAGAUGGUGUUGUCAUCCAUUCAAUUAUUCUCCGUAAUAAACGGCUAAUAAUGCACAGCUCCUGUUUGUGCAGUUUAAGGGCACUAAUCUCAGUCAGAACUGGGACUGUAUCUAGUAAUUUUUGGGCCUAGCAGAGAUCCAGUUAUAUAUAUAUAUAUAUAUAUAUAUAUAUAUAUAUAUAUAUAUAUAUAUAUAAAGAAUGAUAAGAUAGCACUAGGACUUCUUUAGAGUAAAAUUUUACUUUUAUUUCCAUACAAAAUAAAAAAAAUCGACGUUUCAGUCUGACACAGCAGACUUUCAUCAGGAUAAGCUUAACAUACACCAAACAUACAAUAUAUAACAAAAGAUAAAUCAUAAAUUCACCACAUCUGGCGGUAGAACCCUUCCAGGGGGCGACCCGGUCCGUCCAAGUGCCUGACUCCGUCCCCAUUCGAUGACGUCAUUACGCAUGCAUCCCUGACGUGCCGGGACACUCCCCCAGUCACUGUCAUGGUAACCAAAAUUAAACAACCACAAAAGAAAUUAAGUAAAAAUCCACAGAGUGGACUAAAUGAAUCAAGCUGUUACUUUACACUAGGCUGGAGGUUGGAAGGCAAAGCUUUAAUAAUGAGCACAUAUUGUCCCGGUCUGUAGACCUAUGAACCUAUAUAUUUGCAUCCACUAAUGGUAGCUAUUCUUACUUUGAAUGGAUAAUAUGGAUUAUGAAAGCUUAUAUGCAAAGGAGUAGAGGGAAGUAACAUCCUAAAGAUGAUUAGUCUGUACUCUUAAGGAUUUAACCUGGGAAAUUGGAUCUGUGCCACAUAAUUCCACAGGAGGCAAACAAUGUUUGCCCCAAAAUACAUGAGUGACAGUACUUGAUACUUGUAACUAAUAUGUUGCCGACCAUAGGGCUGUGUACUUAUAUAGCAACCACAAUAUUCCACCCAUAACGGAGACACUACUAUACAUAUUUACACUAUUUAUAUUUCAAUGAAACAUUAUUUUUAGGAAUAUAGAAACUAGAACCAGGCACUGGCAAACAGAUAGUAGGGCCAUGGCCAACCCUGUACCUCUCCCCCUGGGUGGGUUAUAGGUUGCCAAAUUAGCCCAAUCUGUAACCUAAAUGCCAUGGUAGUUCCCAGAUACAGUAAUGAUUAUAACAACAAAGCGAAGACAACAGUGGAGAAACUGUCCCACAGGGUGGGCUCUGAUCACACUUUCUCGCUGUUAGUCAUUGAAAAAUGUUUAGAACCAAACAGAAAUCACAAGAAAAUGGAAAGUGAAUAUAAUUCAUUUAGGCCCCGUGGUGAGGUGGUAUCAAGAGUCCUGAUCCAUUAUUUCUCCUGUUGUAGUAAUAUUUUUUUACAAUCUACACUUCUUCUCAAGGGUGGUAUGUUUAUAAAUUUUUUAUAUAUAUAUACAGUCCCAGUUCUGUGUGUGUAUAUACAUAUUCACACACAUACAUAUAUAUAUAAUGCAUGUGUUAUUGGAGAAUAAACCACAGAGUAGUGUUCUGGGGGCAUCAUAAUAAACCACAAGACCAAAGAUAUUGCCUAGCUUUUCCCCUUAUCAAGCAAUGCCCACCAUUAAAAGUACCCGCACACCACUGACUUCCCCUGCUGUCAACCAUGUCAUCCCACAUGUCUCACUCUAUGUCUCCAACAGGGAAUUAUUUGGAACAGAAACCCUGUGGCCUCAGCUUCUCCUCGUCAGUGCAUUCUUAUCAUUUGUCCAGCUGGUCAUGUUGCCUUUCUUCCCAGACUCCCCUACCUACAUUCUACUGGAUAAAGGUGACAAGGAAGGCUGCAUGAGAGGUAGGUGUAUAUGGGGGUGACUACCUUGUGAUAAUGUUAGAUCAGUCAAGAAGGGAACCGAUACUGGGAAAUAGAAAGGUACUGAAUAUUACUGUCAUAGCUUACGGUGUAAUUCUCUGAGUAGCUGUAGACAAGAGACAGACCCACAAUAAUUCAAGUUAUUUAUUGGGGAAUAUUUCAUACAGGUUAUGGUUCAGAAACAUACAUUGGAGACAUUCUGCCCACACUUUACCAAACAAUACAACCAUACUUUUAAUUCUUGCAAUGAUGUAGAAUGAUUUAAAAAUAACAUUUAAGAGCCAACAAUUACUCUUUUGCAGCUUAGCGUUAGUUUAUUUAAGACGUGCGUCAUAUGUGUUAUAUUGUGAAUAGCCAGUAAUAAUAUCAUAGAACUCUCUGGUACAAUGCACAUCUAAUCUGAAUGCACUUAUACGCAUUACUGUGUGAGAUCACAAAGUGAUAUAUGUAUUGUGAUUCCAAAAGAUUAAUCUGAUAAGUCUCUCUGCAAAUGAAUUCACGUUAUAGUUAAAUAUCUCGUCUGACUUUUUAUGAUCAGUAAUGCCACAGUUUAUUAUGCAUUUAUUUCUCGAAGAAGUCAGGUAUUUAUUUUUAUUUUCUUGUAAGAAAGCUGGUAAGAAGAGCUACAGGGGGCUCACCGGGCCAUUUGUAAUCACAGCUAUACAAUGUGUUCACUGGUGACUUGGUCAGUGACAAGGAAAUAAGCAGAUGAGCACAAUUUAAUGGAGGAACACUGUAUUCUAUAAAACGCAGUUUUUAUGGGGAGGAAUAAAAGUCAGACAAUUAGCAUUACCAGUAUGUUUAAAUGUCUCUACAUAUGAUUGUAUUAUUUUAUACAGCUCUAAAACAGCUCUGGGGAGACAGAGACCACCAAGCUCAUAUCGAUGAGAUAAUGAAAGAUAAUGUUUCCAGUAAAAUGGGCAGGAAGAUGAGUGUAUUGGAGCUGCUUAAAGACCCAUCCCACCGCUACCAAAUACUUGUGCUGAUUGGGCUGAUCCUCUGCCUACAGCUCAGUGGUGCUAAUGCAGUUGAGUAUUUUUUUGAACAUGUCAAUUCAUACAUGGAGUUUGUGAAUAAAGUUUGCUAUAUAUUGUAUUCACGUCUACAUAGGAACCUUUACUAUGUAAUUUAGCUAAGAAGCUAUGAAUGAUGAAUCCCUUCCUGAUCUAUUUUGCAGAUUUAUUUCUACUCAUACGAUGUGUUUCAAGAAGCUGGCUUCCCUCAGGAUCAGAUUGCAUAUGUUUCUCUUGGAGUCGGAGCCUUUGAAUUUGUGUCUGCCAUGAUCUGUGUAAGCAUUUUUGCUAAAUAUUACUACUAUGCUAAAGAAAUAUCACUCAUUGGAAUCAAUAAGAAUUUGAAAAGUAUUUGAAAUCUAGCAUGCAAAACCCCACAUACAUGCUACAGUGUCAACUAGAAACAGAUGACCGAUGAGUUUAUUAGUUUAUUUACUAUAUGGGGAUUUGUACUGCUCUUACAAGCACUUUAAAGACAGGUGUACUUACAAUACUGGGUACAUAUGCCAACUCUAUCUUUAUUCUAAGUGCAUUUUUAGAGGAAUAUGCCAAGCACUAUAAACAUGCAUUGUAGUGGUUAUGGUGCCAGGAAUGUAAGUUGUCAAGCUGUUUCUGAACAUUUUGACUUCUUACCUGGAGUCUACCAUGCACUUUUCCUUGCCUCUUAGAGAGCCAGAAGAGAUCAGCUGGUGCUCUCAGCCAAUGAGCUAAGCCCUGCACUGAAAUACUUAGCUCAGACAGAGUGAUUCUAGCUCUCUGGCUGAUGCAGUGCAGUUGGGGAGCAGUGGCCAGCGCACCGCAGGUAACAAGUCAACCCGUUGUGAAAUGGUACUUCUUUUAAUAGGGCUGUAAUGAUGCUGCACUGUUCUGAAUUCUGUGGCAUUUCAGCAAAGCACAAAUGGCACGUGGUAUUUUAAAAACAUUUUGAUAGCAAUAUUAUAAAAUCCUACUGCAUUGAUAAGGGAUAUGCAUAAUUUCAGGUCUUAUUGCUGAAUUGGUAAAAGUCUUUAACUUUUUUCAUUUUGGCAUAUUACCCUAAAAUAUACUGCAGUCAGUUCUUCACAUUUCCUGAUUUAAUGAAUGAAUCCCAAAGUGCCCAUUUGACUAGUAAUAUUAUUUUCCAUACUAGCAUUAAGUAAAUAACUCUUAAAUGUAUGUAUUAAUGCAUACACUGAUUAUAUAACAGGAACAAGGAAUCCUUUUUUAAAUAAUGUAGAUGUACUUGUAGCCACUUAGAAUGAUAUAAUUUUCUGCUGUCCUCUAUACAAUUUCUCCUGACAAUAUAUAUAUAGAAUCAUACAUGCAGCCAUAUAUCUUAUAUCUUAUAUCUGUGCAGAGUCUGCUUAUUGAUCGCUUUGGGAGAAAGAUGCUAAUUUUGGGAGGAUACAGUCUCAUGACACUCACAUUGAGCUUCCUCACAGUCACACUGUCCCUGCAGGUAAAUCACAAGGAACGUCCCCAUUUCUCCUCCACUGAUCAUAUCCCAUGCUGAUAACCCAACACUCUGUCAUUUAACUAUAAUGAUUUUUUGGGGGGAGGGAGGUGGGGAUUAUUUACCUUAAUAAAGUACCAAACGCAAUGUUAUAGAAUCCCUUGGGUAUUAAUUAUCUUGCUGAUUCCAUCACUUCAACAUACCUGAAGCUACACGCAGAAAUUUCCCAUGUACCAAAAUUCCAUCAUCCAUUACUGUCAUUUGCAUUUAUAUUAACAUUGUUCCAUUGUAUUUAAACACUUAUUUUCCUUUAGGAUUCAUAUUCAUGGAUGCCAUACUGUAGUGUGUUUCUCACCUUUCUGUUCAUCUUCCUGUAUGGAGCUGGGCCUGGUGAGUAUAAAUCAAGUGUUCAUUUUGAAGAAAGUAUCAGAACUCACAAACAAAAUGGUAUGAGUGAGUUUGGUUUGUACAUUGGUUUAGCGAUUUAUUCAAAAAGUUUUAGACCAAAAUAACUGGUCAGGCACUGUAAUUGGUGAAACAUCUCAAACAUCCCUUGUUACCCCAAACAGCCACCUUGGUUUGGGGUAUCAGACUCACAAAGCCUAUUAGUUACCCAAAUAUAUAUUUUCUUUUUUAUAUUAUUGCUUUUUAUAUUUUGACAUUAUGGCUCUUCAUCUUUGAUGUAAACAAUCUAUUCCAGGGACGUCAAGACUCCUGGCCUUAAUUGGCUUCUUACUCUUGAGAAAUUAUUUAAAAUUUGCUGUAACACUCAUUGCAUUUUUAUAUCUGUAAUAUGCUGUGACUCACUCAAUGUGCAUAUGUGGCAAUGUUUUUCUCUGUGCAUUGCCAUGCAUAAAAAAGAAAUAAAAAAAUAGCUGGUCUGGCAACCUAACAUAGGUGGAUCAUUUGACUAAUUCAGCCAAUUUGGGCUAAACUUGGAAUAGCGCACAUUUUAUGGUUUAGUAAGAUCUUCUGUUAUUUAUUUAUUUUUGUUUAUUGUUGCUUGUUUUUGCUCUUUUUCUAUUGUCUUAUUUGGAUAUAAAUAAAAUAUACAAUUCUGGGGUCAGUUCCUGACAAUGCAUAGUUUAGUGAUUGUUUUAUACUAUUUGUGUAUUUUACAAUUUUUUUAAUGUUAUAUGGAUUUUAUUACUAAUGCACAGGUAAACAAGUUGACAUUUUUAUUCUCUUUUGUAUUGUUUGAAGGUUAUAUAUGUACAGUCGCCUAGUCUUCUGAUCCUUUACUUCUAUGCAGAAUUAUAGCUUUUUUAGUCCAAGCAUCUACACAUUCUCCACUGACUUGAUAACAAGUGAACCUUUUAAUAUUGUCAUCAUUAUGUCAUGAGCCAAUCACAACUUUCUAUGAUGUUUCUCUAUUAAAAAUGCCUUUUACUUUUUAUAAUUUUACUAAUCAAAUAUUGCACUUGCACUAUUUGAUUGCAACCCUUGGCUAGGGUUCCAUAGAAUUUCUGUCAUGUAUUGAAGUGGCACUGUCACCAUCUGGGGACUUUGCAAAGACCCUCAGUGGUGACAUCGCCACUGGGGGUCAAGUGGCAGAUAAAAGUAAGUUCUACUUACCAGAAACUGUUCCUCACAGGCAUGGCCAUCUUCCCUUGGCAGGUCCUCUUCAGCUUCUGGCGCUUCAGCGAGCAUGCAAGAGUAAAACAUUGAGGUCUAUGGAUAUGGAUAUUCAGGUCCAUAGAUAAAGCCAAUUCCCUGCAGCCGUCACUGGUGCACACAGCACAUAAUCAUUUUAAUACUUCCUUUUUUCACCAAGGAAAGUACUUCAAAUACUAAGAGGAAAAAAUAGUGAUACCAUCAAUGUCUGUAUAAAAUAUAUUUCCAUGUUUUCUUUUCUUCCUAUCCACAGCUGGUGCCACAAUAUCUACAUGUGUUGAAAUCUUCUCCCAGGUUCCUCGAGUUCCAGCUUUUGUCAUUUCAGGAUGUUUUAGCUGGGUGGGCCUGUACAUCCUUGGAAUGGUCUUCCCUUAUAUAGUGGUAAGUGUUGGGGCCAUUCUAUAGCUCAUGGGAAUUAUACAGAGAUUUCUAAUAAGCAUACCAGUAACUAUUGUCUGUUGUCGUGUAUAAAGGUCCCAAUUUUUCCUCUCACUCUAGAAGGUACUCUCUAUUACAGAUACAAUGAUGACAAAGUCCUACCUAUUGGAGCCAAGACUCCUUAAGUGGUUGUCAACUGGAGAAUAAUAUCCAAAUUGAGAGUGUUGUUAAUAUUCAAAUGUACAUUUUGUCCCAUGUAUUAUCCACAGAUAUAGGAGGUCAAUAAAGAAAAAUAAAUAAAGUGAAAUUAACUAUAGCCUACUGGCUUUUCAGGUCAGUACAGUCUCCACCCCUGACGAAGAUGCACAUGUCCGUGCACCAAACCGCGCAUCGGGUUCUUUCUUCUUCUUCACAGUGACCUUUCACUUAAGGUGUAGGUAACCAGCAUUCUAAUCAUGGUUCUACACCGUUAACACUUAUUUUUCUUUGUCUUUCCUCGUUGGUGUCUAGACUGUUCGAGUAUCAGUAAUAUGGUAGAGACUAAAUAGAUUGCUUUUAUGGUAACACUCCGGUCUAAUAGACAACAGCACUCUUUAUUAUACUAUCCUGCUGAGUCAGACAUAUAGACACACACGUCUGGCGAAAUUGAACCGUGUUUGGCAGAGCUAUCAGCAACUUAGUAUACUCUAACAGGUAGAAAGUUAACAUAUUUGCCAAAGGAAUACGUAGUUCUACUGGCAACAGUAUUGCAACACUGUCUCACAACAGCUUGUGCAGACUCACAGCCAGCUUAAAGGGACACUAUAGUCACCCAGACCACUUCAUCUCAAUGAAGUGGUCUGGGUGCCAGGUCCCUCAGGUUUUAACCCUUCAGAUGCAAACAUAGCAGUUUCAGAGAAACUGCUAUGUUUACAUUUGGGGUUAAUCCAUACAUUUGAAUAUUAACAACACUUUCAAUUUGGAUAUUAUUCUCUAGUUGACAACCACUUAUAGAGUCUUGGCUCCAAUAGGUAGGACAUUGUCAUCAUUGUAUCUGAAACUAGGGGUUAGGCCCCAAGACACUCCUGGAGUGUCUAUUUGGUGUUGCAGUCUCGGAGUAGGGGUGGCUGGUAUCUACAGACCCUCCUGCCCUGGUCACUGUUUCCUUCAUACUCUCUAUUACAUUGUUUCCUAACCCACUCCUCAAGGCACACCAAUAGUUCUGGUUGCCUUUAUAUAAGUGAAACAGAAAUUAGAUUUGUCUAAAUGCUGGACUGUUGAUAUUUAGUAGCUAGUGCCCCAAUGUAUAUGUUUAUGUAUGAUAUGUCAGCAUCCCAGUGGUAAGUUGUGUACUACCCUUAAAUUUAUUGUGGAAGAGAAAGUAGCUUGAUCACAAACUGUAAAGUACUCUGAAUUUAGACUAAGACAUCUUCCGGCACCACCGUUGCUGUGAACUACAACUCCCAUGACACUUGUCCAGCUGGGAAAAAUGGGAGAGGAGCAUUGAAGACAUAAUCCACAGUGGUUGCUGUGCUGCCUGUUGUAUAUUCUUGACCAGAAUCUUUCCAAAGCCUUUAUGCAUAUAGACUUUAUUUAGCUAUACAAAAUAUAUUCAUCUGAAUCCUCCAUAUUUCACAAUAUGAAGAACAAUGACAAUAUAGAAAAACAGAUACAAGGAUUGCAACCUGCACUGCUGAUGUACAUUCUCUUUGUUUUUCCAGGAAACCCUAAAACAUUUCUGCUUUCUCCUGUUCAUGGCCUUCAUCAUCCUGGCACUGCUUUUCGUACAUUUUAUUGUUCCUGAGACCAAGGAUAAAACCAUAGCACAAAUAUCCCAAGAAUUCAACAAGUUCAACUUCAAGAAGCAAAAACAAGGAGUGCAAAGCAGUGGUAUUAGCGUGUGCACUCAGCACCAUACUGUGAGGACAGCAUUCUCAGAGUGUUCACUCAGCACCAGACUGUAAGGACAGCAAUCUCAGAGUGUUCACUCAGCACCAGACUGUAAAGACAGCAAUCUCAGAGUGUUCACUCAGCACCAGACUGUAAAGACAGCAAUCUCAGAGUGUGCGCUCGGCACCAGACAGUAAGGGCAGCAAUCUCAAAAUGUGUUUACUCAGGACAGCAAUCUCAGAGUGUGCGCUCAGCACCAGACUGUAAGGACAGCAAUCUCAGAGUGUGCGCUCAGCACCAGACUGUAAGGACAGCAAUCUCAGAGUGUGUUUACUCGGGACAGCAAUCUCAGAGUGUGCACCAGCCUGAGGAGACAACAAUCUCAGAGUGUGCACUCAGCACCAGACUGUAAGGACAGCAAUCUCAGAGUGUGUUUACUCGGGACAGCAAUCUCAGAGUGUGCACCAGCCUGAGGAGACAACAAUCUCAGAGUGUGCACUCAGCACCAGACUGUAAGGACAGCAAUCUCAGAGUGUGUUUACUCGGGACAGCAAUCUCAGAGUGUGCACCAGCCUGAGGAGACAACAAUCUCAGAGUGUUCACUCAGCACCAGACUGAGAGGACAGCAAUCCCAAACUGUGCACCAGACAAUGACUGCGUAUUUUCUUCAUCUCAGAGACACUCUUUAGAACCUAUAGGCUUAUUUGGAAAGAAACAAUACAAUAGCGGAACAGGACAAUCAUAAUACGCGACCAACUCAGAUGUUUAUUUUAUAGCAAAGGUAACACUUUUAAACAAUAAUCUUACCUGGGUAAACACAACAAACAAAUAACUUAAAUUUCUAAAUGAUCAGUUAUAGAUAACAUUUAAUUUGAGACUAUUACAUGGGCACCAAUAUAACAUAAGCAUUUUUAUACUAUUUUACUAUUUAUUUUAUAUUGGUUUGCACAACAAUUUGUGGGUUUUACAAUAGACCAUGUCUGUAACACAAACAACAAAAUCCUUCUUAUUCCACAGGGAGCAAACACUAACACUGCUCAUAUAAGAAAAUUAUUUUUAAUUAGUCUGUGGAGAGGGUGGCAGUUUUGGAUAUUAAUACCCUGCUGUACAAGUUUUAAUUAAAUAUAUUUUUAUUGUACCAUGAAUCUAAGCACAACGCAUUCAGUCUGAAAUUAGCAAACUCACUCUCGCUAAACUGAUUUUGUGAGUCAACAGCUGGCUUUCAAGAUAAGCAAAAUUAUCUACCUUAAGAGUAAUUCCUACUCUACUGUAUUGCAGAUUUCCCGUUUGACAAUUUUCUCUAAAUUUUUGCAAUAUUGCCGGCUAAUCACAAGUAUACACCCCAAUUGCCCAGUGAGAAUUGAAUUAAAGAAGACAUGCACAAAAUACCCUCGCCGUGUUGUUCACUGAAGUGUGCAUUACUGUGAAUUCAAAGUGAGUUUAGUGUAACACUAUACUGAAGAAUUCUUCCAGAUAAGCUGUUUUGGCCUGAAUUUUGCCAUUCAAAACAUAAUUUGCUAGAAUUCUGAGUUUAGUGAAUAAACCUAUCAUUGUGGGAGAAGUAGGGGGUAUGUGAAAUACACUCUGCUCUUAUAUGGAUAAAAUAUGUCGACAAUAUCAACAGCCACAAUUUUACCAUUUUAUUCCAAAUCUGUUAGUUGGAGGGAAACCUAAGUACAUAAGAUGGCAUGUUGUAUAAGUCAGUGCAUAUUAGCUAUUUUUUUUACAAAUUAUAUACUUUACGUGUACAAAUUGUACAUGUGGCAAAUUGCAGGCACUUCAUUUAAAAACAAGGCCAUUCCCUAGCCAAAGCCAAACCCAUUUAUCUGGACCGGCGUUUGAAAGCUAGGAAGCAGAAUGAUAAAUGUACUAUCCUUCAACAUCCUUAUUAACACUUGGGGUGCUAAGAUCCUGUAAAUCACCUAAUCGUAUUACCCUAAUGAUCUAGCACCUUUCUCCAAUGAUUGCUCUGGCCUAUCUGUAGCUUAUUCCAUUGCUGUAUUUAUCCAGUAGUAUGAGCCAUCAUUGCUUCCGAUUGGCACUCUUGGUUUCUCUUUUCUUGUCCCCAAUAUUUUUGCAAACUCAACACAUUUUAUUAUCCAUAAAUGUUAUUUUCAUUACUAAAAGUAUUUAUGGGCACAAUCCUAUUCUGCUUUAGGGGGGGCUUACAGUGGUAUCAUGGUUAUUCACUAAAGUGAGAAUUCUGUAAAUUCAAAGGGAAUUAUAUAAUAUAGGCUGAAAUAGCUGAAUUAGAAAAUGUCUCCAAGUCAUUUCUGUUUCCAGUUUGGCUAUAUUGGCUUUAAAUGUGAAAUUAAUUUCAAAAUCCAUGGGAUGUCUCUCCUAUUUACGGUGCUAAGAAUACAUAAUUGUUCUAUAUAUGAAUGAUACUGGACAAGGGUCUUAGAAUUAGAAGAGCUAGUUGAGGCCUUACAGGCCACAUUUGAACCUUUCUUUCUU